GGCGCGAGGCGGGGGCUGCGCGCGGCCCCAUGGCGGGAGCGCCAUGAGCCUGCCCUGGGCCGAGCGCGCCCGGGAGCCGCCGGGGCCGCCCGAGCCGCCGCCGGGCCCCGAGCGCGGCGGCUGCGGCGGCUUCGCGCCCGGCUCCUGGCUCGGCGUGUGCUGCGCCGCCCGCCUGCCCGCCGCCGCCUCGCCGCGCUACCUGCUGCCCGGCGAGGACGAGGAGGCGGCGGCGGCGGAGGGCGGCGCGGCGCGGGGCGGCGGGAGCGGCCCCGGCGGGGCGCGGGGCGGCGGGCGGCCGCGGGGCGGCGGCGGCGGCCCCGGGCUGCGGGCGCAGGUGAGCGGCGUGCAGAAGCAGCGGCGGCUGGCGGCCAACGCGCGGGAGCGGCGGCGGAUGCACGGGCUGAACCACGCCUUCGACCAGCUGCGCAAUGUCAUCCCCUCCUUCAACAACGACAAGAAGCUCUCCAAGUACGAGACGCUGCAGAUGGCGCAGAUCUACAUCAGCGCCCUGGCCGAGCUGCUGCACGGCCCCGCCGCCCCUCCCGAGGGCCCCGGCAAGGCCGAGCACCGCGGGGCCCCCUUCGAGCCGCCCUGCGCCGCCGCCGGGGCCGGAGCUCCGUCGGGGCCGCCGGCGCCGCCGCCGGGGCCGCCCCGAGCCUCGCCCCCCGGGCACGGCAGGACUCGCUUCCCCCCGCCGCCGGCCGCGGGCGGCUACUCGGUGCAGCUCGACCCGCUGCACUUCUCCUCCUUUGCGGAGGGCGCCCUGAUGGGACAGAGAGCCCCUUCCCCCGCCCUCCUCAUGCCGCAGCCCGGGCAGCCGCCGCAGGAGCGCAGCAAGACGUCGCCCCGCUCCCACAGGAGCGACGGGGAGUUCUCGCCCCGCUCCCACUACAGCGAUUCGGAUGAGGCCAGCUAAGGCAGGGGCGUCGUGCCCGGCACCCCCGCAAGGCCGCCCCUCGAAGCACAGACUCCGCCGUGCGGUGAGCAGCCGGACGCGGUGCCACCACGGACAGUAU
This is a messenger RNA of Oenanthe melanoleuca, 1016 nucleotides long. It is a transcript of the gene ATOH1, whose product is annotated as atonal bHLH transcription factor 1. The transcript has a single exon. Gene Ontology annotation, molecular function: protein dimerization activity. NCBI's taxonomy places the organism in Eukaryota, Metazoa, Chordata, Aves, Passeriformes, Muscicapidae. The coding region runs from base 44 to 916 and encodes 290 amino acids. The record is from RefSeq and is a predicted model, not a curated record.